Hibiscus syriacus is the source of this 535-nucleotide messenger RNA. RefSeq names its product histone H2A-like. Gene Ontology annotation, molecular function: structural constituent of chromatin; protein heterodimerization activity; DNA binding. The record is from RefSeq and is a predicted model, not a curated record. Bases 15 to 467 code for a protein of 150 amino acids. Lineage: Eukaryota; Viridiplantae; Streptophyta; Magnoliopsida; Malvales; Malvaceae. The transcript has 2 exons. Gene Ontology annotation, cellular component: nucleosome.
UUUGUUCACAAGCAAUGGAUGGCGGAGCAAAAGUAAAGAAAGGAGCUGGUGGAAGAAAAGGCGGCGGCCCAAAGAAGAAGCCAGUUUCAAGGUCCGUCAAAGCUGGCCUCCAAUUCCCCGUUGGAAGGAUCGGCCGUUACUUGAAGAAAGGAAGGUAUUCGCAGCGUGUCGGAACAGGAGCUCCGGUUUAUCUUGCGGCCGUUCUCGAGUAUUUAGCCGCUGAGGUUCUCGAAUUGGCCGGAAACGCAGCCCGUGACAACAAGAAGAACAGGAUCAUCCCAAGACACGUUUUACUUGCCGUGAGGAACGACGAGGAACUGGGAAAGCUUCUGGCCGGCGUUACCAUUGCUCACGGUGGCGUUCUACCGAACAUUAACCCUGUUCUUCUCCCGAAGAAGUCUGAAAAGGCCGCAUCAAAAGAACCAAAAUCCCCAUCAAAGGCGACCAAAUCUCCCAAGAAAGCUUAAAUUUAUCAAACUGCUUCUAAUGUCAGGACUUAUCUCAUUUGCUAGAUCUAUAUGAUUUUGUUGGUAAU